GCCGUGUUACAUGACCUAACCAGAGAGUGUUUGGUAAUAAAACUUCCAGAUUCAAUGACCUGAGGAUCGGUUGCUGUAAGAUGCUCAUUCGCUCGAGAUGUCUUCAGCAGCAGGACGAGUUCUCUCCGGUGUGACACGCGUGUUUUUCAGCCACAGUUCCGGUGUGAGAUUGAACAGUGUGCGGUCAGUAGCUCUGAGCUCCCCAAGGCCAGCCAAAUCCCAGACGCCCACAGAUGAAGACGAGGAGGUGAAGAAUGAGCCCAUCAAGUUCUCUACCAGUAAAGCCAGUCACAGGACCUGGAAGGUUGACCGGGGCAUGGGCAGUCAGUAUGAGCGGCCCGUGUGGAAAGUCCUUCCCGUCAGCCUGGUUUUAACCGGCUUCCUCCUGUGGUGUGUUCUGAGGUCGGAGACGGACAUUGAUGUACAGCUGGAGAAGCAGCUGUUUGAGCACCUACCUGGUUUGCUUUCAGAUGUGGAGGAGGAGCAGGAGGAAGAGCAAGUCAAUAAAUCAAGUUAACAAAUGUUGAACCUAAGGUGUAUAUAUAUUUUUGGUCCUAUUUAAUGAGAAAUGUGGUUCUGUAAAGGAGGCACCAAAUCAUUGUUGUGAGAAGGCCUGAGGUGCAGUCCUGAAGCCGUCCAGUGCACCAGUGAAAAUGAAUUGUGGAUAUGACCAUAUACUGCUUUGUCAAAUUUGUUUGAGUGAUCAGUGUGGAUU
Molecule: messenger RNA, 715 nt
Organism: Limanda limanda (common dab)
Lineage: Eukaryota; Metazoa; Chordata; Actinopteri; Pleuronectiformes; Pleuronectidae
Gene: uqcc4
Product: ubiquinol-cytochrome-c reductase complex assembly factor 4
Exons: 2
Coding region: 98-517 (139 amino acids)
Source: RefSeq, a predicted model, not a curated record